AUGCCGGUAGCAGUAGAAGAAUGUGGUCAUAUUUUCAGCUUCCGCUAUCUCGAAAAGUGGGCAAGAUCCAAGAAUGCCGCAAGGAACAGGUGCCCAGUAUGCGGUGGCGCCAUGUUCAGCAGAGGCGAGAAUGUUGAUCCAGAUUUGUCCGACUCAUCUGGCUCGUCUGAGGGUUCCAAUAUGUCUGACGUUGAGUCUGACGACGACCUAGGAAUAGAUGAUGGCUCGUCAUAUAGCGAAGGCUCAGAUUAUGAAACAGACAGCAGCAGCGACGCAGACUCCACGAAAGGGCCGGAGUCAUCCCGAAUAUUGGGUGCAUCCGACAACUUGGCACUUGCUGACAGCUCGAAUAUCUCUCAUGGCCAAGAGAAAUCUGGUGGUUCAAAGGGAUUAUCCACUCGCGAACCAUCUUCCAACGCUGGAGCCUUGUCAGGAACAUGA
Macroventuria anomochaeta is the source of this 441-nucleotide messenger RNA. RefSeq lists its product as uncharacterized. The record is from RefSeq and is a predicted model, not a curated record. Lineage: Eukaryota; Fungi; Ascomycota; Dothideomycetes; Pleosporales; Didymellaceae. Bases 1 to 441 code for a protein of 146 amino acids. The transcript has a single exon.